This is a messenger RNA of Mytilinidion resinicola, 3286 nucleotides long. Its product is annotated as MCM-domain-containing protein. NCBI's taxonomy places the organism in Eukaryota, Fungi, Ascomycota, Dothideomycetes, Mytilinidiales, Mytilinidiaceae. The record is from RefSeq and is a predicted model, not a curated record. Gene Ontology annotation, molecular function: single-stranded DNA binding; ATP binding; single-stranded DNA helicase activity. The transcript is spliced from 4 exons. Gene Ontology annotation, biological process: mitotic DNA replication initiation; DNA strand elongation involved in DNA replication; double-strand break repair via break-induced replication. The coding region runs from base 30 to 3077 and encodes 1015 amino acids. Gene Ontology annotation, cellular component: MCM complex; nucleus.
CACCAUUUUCUACGAGAAACACGGUCGCCAUGUCUUCUCCGGCCUCAAGGCGCUCUCAGCGCCCUUCCGCCACCCCGCGAAGAAGCACGCGCAAUUCUCGAAUUCCUUCCAGCAGCCCAGCAGCCGCCGCCGGUGCUGAUCAGCAACUUCGCUCAGAAGCAUCGAUUGCGUCGUCGCAGCGCGGAACUCCCAGAGCCAACCGGCUGCAGCAGGAUGGCACGUCCAAUUCACCUGGGUUGUUCAUGUCGCCAGCGAACGCUUCUGGGGCUGCGAAUGGCGCCGGCGCCAGCUCCCCCUUAAUGCAGUCGGAUGGCGAUAUGACUCCCAGAGCAUCUGGGCAGAAUGCCGGACUUUCGUCCCCCAUCCAUUACAGCUCUAGUCCUGCUCCCAAUGGAAAUGCCGCCCAACGAUCUGCCCAGGAACCCCGGAGCAGCAGCAGCGCCCUUUUCGUCCGAUCUUCUCUUGGUCUUGGGUCAGAGAGUGGUGGCCCUCGCAACCGUCGAAGUGAUAUCAAUUCCGAUAUUUUGGGGCAAUCCUCUUCUCAGCGCCGUCGCAGGCUCUUCGUCGACGAGAAUGGCAUGGCGGUGCACGAAGCCAUGCCUUCAGAAACUGCCACUUUCUCCAAUAUGAAUCCUGAUACCUCAGACGCCGAUGUACUUGGUGGAAAUUCUUCCAGAGUGGUUUGGGGUACCAACAUCUCCCUGGUUGAUUCGAUGAACGCUAUGAAGGAUUUCCUGCUCAAUUUCCAGAGGAAGUAUCGCAUGAUUCAGGAUGAGGAGCUGGAAGAAGGAUCAACUCUCCCCGCCACCCAUCCAGCAAUGGCAAAGGAGUACGUUGAGAUGAUGAAAGCCAUGCUCGAGCUUGGCAUAACUCCUCUCAAUCUGGAUGCGCGAAAUCUAAAGUCAUACCCACCGACAAGGAAGCUCUGGCAUCAACUUCAGGCGUUUCCCAACGAGAUCAUCCCGCUUAUGGAUGUUUGUGUUAAGGACGUCAUGAUCGAACUGGCGGAGAAGCGUAUGAAUGAGCUGAGGCUGGCACAACAGCCGAGAAGCGCCAGACCGCGAGGUCGUGAUUCCAGCUCUUUGCCUCCUGUGCCAAGCUCAGAUAUCGGGACACCAGGAACGCCAGCUGCUGCGGUCCCUGAUCUUCCAGAUCUCGUCAGAGAAGUGGACUCCAAGACCUAUCGAGUCAGACCCUUUGGUUUGGAUAAAACGAUCAAUUUGCGAGAGUUGAACCCAAGUGAUAUGGAUAAACUUGUUAGUAUCAAGGGUUUAGUCAUUCGCACAACCCCAAUAAUUCCAGACAUGAAGGAUGCAUUCUUCCGCUGUGCCGUCUGCAAUCAUACCGUUAAAGUCGAUAUUGACCGUGGCAAGAUUGCUGAGCCAACCGCUUGCCCUCGUCCGGUUUGCGCUCAGCAAAAUUCGAUGCAAAUCGUACACGAGCGCUCCGGGUUCGCGGACAAGCAAGUCAUCAAGCUUCAGGAGACCCCUGAUAGUGUCCCAGACGGCCAGACUCCGCAUUCCGUCUCUCUCUGUGCUUACGAUGAGCUUGUUGAUGUUUGCAAAGCUGGAGACAGAGUCGAGAUUACGGGCAUUUUCAAGUGCAACCAAGUUCGGAUCAAUCCUCGUCAGAGGACCGUGAAGAACAUUUUCAAGACCUAUGUUGACGCUCUGCACAUCCAAAAGGUCGACAAGAAGCGCGUGGGCAUCGACGUAUCGACUGUAGAAGAAGAGCUUGCCGAUCAAGUCGCUGGCGACGUUGAGGAGACCAGAAAGGUUUCUGAGGAAGAAGAGGCUAAGAUCAAAGCCGUUGCCGAGCGAGACGAUGUCUAUGAGCUCCUUUCUCGGUCCCUUGCACCUAGCAUCUACGAGAUGGAUGACGUUAAGAAGGGUAUUCUUCUCCAGCUCUUCGGCGGCACGAACAAAUCUUUCGAGAAAGGUGGUAGCCCUCGCUACAGAGGCGAUAUCAACGUUCUUCUUUGCGGCGACCCCUCGACUGCCAAGUCACAGAUCCUCAAGUACGUCCACAAGAUCGCCCCGCGAGGUGUCUACACAUCUGGCAAAGGUUCAUCCGCGGUCGGUCUCACCGCGUACGUCACUCGCGACCCGGAAACACGCCAGCUGGUCCUCGAAUCUGGUGCUCUUGUUCUCUCCGACGGUGGUGUCUGCUGUAUUGAUGAAUUUGAUAAGAUGUCAGACUCAACGCGCUCUGUUCUUCACGAAGUAAUGGAACAGCAAACUGUCUCCAUUGCAAAAGCAGGUAUCAUCACUACCCUCAACGCCCGCACCUCGAUCCUCGCCUCCGCCAAUCCCAUCGGUUCUAAGUACAACAUCAACCUCCCUGUCCCACAGAACAUCGACCUCCCGCCUACCCUCCUCUCCCGUUUCGAUCUUGUCUACCUCGUUCUGGACCGCAUCGAUGAGAACACCGAUCGCCGCAUGGCUCGCCAUCUUGUGAGCAUGUAUCUCGAAGACACGCCACAGAACGCGUCCGCGGCCGAGAUCCUUCCAAUCGAGUUCCUGACAGCAUACAUCUCGUACGCUCGCGCACACAUUCACCCGAAGCUCAACACCGAAGCUUCGAGAGCGCUCGUAGACGCGUACGUGGCCAUGCGUGCGUUAGGUGCCGAUGUGCGUAGUCAGGAGCGCCGCAUCACAGCUACUACCCGACAACUUGAAAGCAUGAUCCGUUUAGCAGAAGCGCAUGCCAAGAUGCGACUCAGUACCGUUGUCACAGAACACGAUGUCGCUGAGGCUGUGCGACUGAUCAAGAGCGCUCUGAAACAAGCCGCAACUGAUGCUCGAACUGGUCUCAUUGAUAUGGGUCUGCUGACCGAAGGUGCCGGUAGCGGUGACCGCAAGAGGAGAGAGGAGCUCAAGAGGGCGGUGCUGGACGUGCUUGAUGAUGCUCAUGGAACUGUUAGGGUUAAUGAGCUUAUCAAGAAAAUCAGAGAGGGCGCGAGUGAGAGUUUCGAGAGCAAUGAGCUCACGGAAGUGCUGAGGGUGGCUGAAGCGGAGGGGACGGUGCAGGUUAGUGGGGAGGGGGGACGGAGAGUUGUGAAACGGGUGCGUGGAUAGUGGGAUUGUUCGUGAUGGGUGUGUUUAAGGUGUUCCGGCUUGAAUAUGUGGAGUAGCCACUGGGGUUCUUUGGGUGACGGCAUGGGCGGUCGGGAUGGAUGAGAUGGAUUAGUGUGUUUAUGUUGUCAAUGUCUCUUCACUCACAUGGUGCGUAGAUAUAGAUCCCCCGGAGGCCGUGCUCUAUACGUCUAAUACAAGAUUCUGCUACG